AUGGGAAUGAAAAUGAGUGGAAGUAGUAUGCAAAUGAAUGCAAAUACUUGGUCUACAGAAUGGACAAUGCAGCCAUGGAGUUGGAGUGUUGGACCUGAAGUAACUUCACCUAUAUUUACAUCAACAUUACCUCCAAUAAUCAAAUCUGGACAACAACAUGUAGAAGGAGGUAGAAGACCAAAUAUUGAAAUAUUUUGUGCUCGUCAUCCAAAUAAUCCUAAAUGUCAAGGAAGGCCAGAAUCUCCUAUUCAAAAUUUAAUCCCCCAAACAACACCUACUCAACCUCAAAUUCCAAUUGAAGAACCAAAAACAAAACCAAUGCCUUUUGGCUAUUUGGAUGCUGAAGCUCGUGAUGCAAUUAUUAAAAAUUGUAAAAGUGGAAUUGUUGACUGUAAAUCCCAACCAUUUGGAAUGGAACAAAAGAGAAAUAUGGUUAUUCAACAUGAAAUGGAUUUUGCUAGAAAACAAUAUUCUUCUUCUUCCUCUUAUUUAUCCCCUGGAUUAAUAUCAAAAAGAAUUGAUUUAAUACAGGAAUUAAAAUUAAAAAUGAUUAAAGUUGCUGGACUUGGAGAAUAUGUAACUCCAGUAAAUGAUGGAACAUUUGAACAUGACGUUUUAUUAACAGAAAGUCAAGCACAAAAUUUAAUAAAUGCUUUAGAUCAAACUCCAUAUCCUUCAAAUAAAAAAUAUGGGUAUGGACAUGGAAGGAGUCAACGUUCUUCGUUAUUUCUUGAUCAAUUACAAACACAAAGAUGGCCUAUUGGGGAAUCUAUUAAAUAUUUUAUUGAUGCAAAUAUCGGUAGGAAAUAUACAAUAAAUUUUUUUAAUAGCCCCCUAAGGCUUUGGGGUUAA
Messenger RNA from Meloidogyne enterolobii, 852 nucleotides. NCBI's taxonomy places the organism in Eukaryota, Metazoa, Nematoda, Chromadorea, Rhabditida, Meloidogynidae. The record is from the annotation of a GenBank genome assembly.